Molecule: messenger RNA, 1987 nt
Organism: Chlorella variabilis
Lineage: Eukaryota; Viridiplantae; Chlorophyta; Trebouxiophyceae; Chlorellales; Chlorellaceae
Exons: 14
Coding region: 68-1987 (639 amino acids)
Biological process (GO): transmembrane transport; amino acid transport
Cellular component (GO): plasma membrane
Molecular function (GO): amino acid transmembrane transporter activity
Source: RefSeq, a predicted model, not a curated record
GGCAACCCCCCGAAUUCCUCAAAUGACAUAGCACAGCGGUUCCUCUACAUGAGCGGCGGGUGGCGCGAUGAAGCUCGUCAAAGAAUACUUUGCGGCUCUGCGAGCUCUGCCGACCAUCCUGCCACGCUUGGUAUUCCGCAAACGCACUCUGGAGGAGCAGCUGCAAGAGGCCAUGCUGCGCGGCAGCCUGCGCAAGGCCUUUGGGGGCUUUGACGUCCUCUGCUUGGGCCUGGGCAUCCUGAUCGGCAGCGGAUGGGCUCAGUUCACCGGCACGGCGGGCGUGUAUGCAGGUACGGCGGUCAUCAUCAGCGUGAUCAUCGGCGGCCUCACGGCGCUGAUUUCUGGGGCCUGCUACGCCGAGCUCUGCGUGGAGUUCCCCGUCUCCGGGGGCUCCUUCUCAUACGUGAUGAUCACCUUUGGCGAGUUUGCGGGCUUCGUCACGGUGGCCAGCUUGAUCCUGGAGUAUGUGGCGGGGAUGGCGCUGGUGGCGCGCGGCUUCUCAACCUACCUCGCCCGCCUCUGCAACCAGCCACCCGACUUUUUCAGGGUUGGCCCAGAGACGGUGGCGGGAGGGCAGUUUGAUCUCAUGGCGCUUGCGAUCGUGCUGAUCAUCUCGGCUGUGAUGACUCUAGGCAUGCGGGAGAGCGCCCUCAUCACCACCUACACGACUGUGGUGAAGGUGGUGCUGCUGGUGGUGGUGGCCAUUGUGGGGUACACCGCGGGCAGCGCCAGCAACAUGGAGCCCUUCCUGAACCCGCUCUGGGAGGAGGACGGCGUCUUCCUGGGCUCCUCCAUCCUCUUCUUCUGCUACGUGGGCUUCGACGCGCUGGGCACGGCGGCAGAGGAGGUGAAGAACGUGAACCACAUCCCGUGGGGCAUCGUGGGCAGCAUCACAGGCGCGGGGCUGUUGUACUUCAUGCUGGCGCUGGCCAUGGUGCUGAUGACCACGCCCAACAUCUCCUGCCCCUACCCGUCCUUCUUCUCCGGCCUGGGCCGCGUCAACUUCAUCACAGUCUUCGAUGGAGUGGGCCUGCAUUGGAUGCAGUACGUGACGUCGGUGGCGGCGCUGCUGGGCAUAGUGGCAGCACUCAUUGUGGGCCUCUUCUCGGUGUCGCGCGUCGUCAUGGCGGCCAGCCGGGACUGGCUGCUGCCGCCCUUCCUGGCCCGCGUGUCGCCGCGCACGCAGACGCCCGUGCUGGCACAGACAGUGCUGGCGGUUGUGAUCGCCGUGUCUGGCAUGGUGGUAGACAACAACAACCUGCAGCCGCUAGUGUCGUUUGGCACGCUCAUGGCGCUGUGGCUGGUGUGCAACGCCAUGCUGUACCGCCGCUACGUCCCCGACGUGCAAGUGCGGGCCACGAGGCACGGGGCGAUAGAGACCGUGGCCAGGAGCGACAGCCAUUGGACCAUGCCGUGGCGGCGGCACCUGCACUUGUCGUUGCGGGCGCGCCGGAUCCUGGUUUGGACGCACCUAGGAGUGCUUAAUGCGAUCUGCGUAGCCCUAGCCGCUUUCUACCAGGCCAAUGCCGUAGUGAUCCCAGAUGCCCCCAUCUUCCCGCCCGAGGAGGAAUGCAAGUCUGGCACCGGGGAACCGCAGCACACCGACGGGCCGGAGUGGUUCCUUAUAGGCUGGGCGCUGGUCACGCUGUCGCUCCAGUUCUGGUGCCCCCUGGAAUACGAACCAGCGGGCUGGCGCAUCCCCUUCUGGAUGAUGCCCUGGUUGCCCUCCCUCGCGCUGCUGCUGCUCGUCUUCAGGCAAGCCGCCGCCCGGCGCUUUCUGCGCGGGCUGGCUGGGCACGCCACGCGGGUCGCGCUGCACAGAAUCGCUGUCCAGUAUCUCAAUGUGGCGGCGCUGCCCAAUAGCGGGUACUGGAAUAUUGGGAUCUUCUACGGCGGCGCCCUGGCUUUCUACCUCGUCUUCUCCUUGCCCAUGAGCUACGUGAAGCACAGCCGGGUGGACUAUGCCAGCAACGAGGACCUCAAGUAA